UACAACUCUCUGCAAGCACGCUCAUGCAAAGUCUGCUUGGAUUUCAGUCAGCGAGGCGACAUGAUAGCGACGAAAAACUUUGGUGUUUUAAUAUGGACCCUGGCAGCCCUGACAACAAUUGAAGCUGGCUCGUGGAGUGAAGGUUCUGUUUUUUCCUCCUCCGCCUCAUCCUCCUCAGCCUUCUCAUCUUCGUCCUCCUCGUCCUUCUCAUCCUCAUUCUCCUCUUCCGUUGAAAGUUCAGGUGGGAUCUGUCUUAAUGGAGGCACCUCUGUCCCAUCCCUGACGACUCGUGAACACAUGUUUUGUUUAUGUGCUGAUGGUUUUGAGGGAAGACAAUGUGAAACAGCAAAACUACUCGGUCCUCACUGUUAUGAGGGUGUAGGGUUGUACUACAAAGGCACGGUGUCUUCAUCAAAGACUGGAAGAACAUGCGAGGAGUGGGAUUUGGACACCAGGCAGCGAUACAUGUCUUCAGAUGUGAAUGCAGGGAAGCACAACUACUGCAGAAAUCUUUACUUCAGACGUCGUCCGUGGUGCUAUGUUCGGAGAAACCACCGGCUGGUGUGGGAGUACUGUAAUAUCCCACAUUGUGGCUCAGAGUCAGCUCCACCUUCACCUUCACCUUCACCUUUACCUUCACCUGUACCCACAGAGUCACAGCCAGCUGCAGAGUUGACAUGUGGCCAGCGCACCCAAAGAAAGCUGAUGAAAAUCGUGGGUGGAACAGUUGCCACUGUGGAAUCCCACCCGUGGGUUGCUGCCAUAUUUUGGCGCAGCAAAUCCAAAGAGAAGGUUUUCCGCUGUGGGGGGAGUCUGAUCUCCUCCUGCUGGGUCCUCACAGCUGCCCACUGUUUCCCAGACGGCUCAAACACCAAAGAGCGCCGCUUCUCCGUCAUCCUGGGGAAAAAUGCUCUGAAUGAAACAGACCUGACUGUGGAGCAAAGAUUCAGGGUGGAAAAAAUCAUCAUCCAUGAGGGGUUUGACAACAGUGAAGGCAGCUUCAACCACGACAUCGCUCUGAUGAAGCUGAGGGCCAAUCAAGGUAAGUGUGCAGUAGAGAGUGACUCUGUGAGGACGGUCUGCCUGCCACCACCUCAGCAGCGACUCCAGCCUGGUGUCACCUGUGAGAUUGCUGGAUAUGGGAAAGAGAAAUAUGCUUUGUGGUACAGGUCUCAGUACCUCAGAGAGGCUCAGGUGAACCUCCUCGCAGACGAUGUGUGUCGACACAAGGACUAUUAUGAAAACAUGAUCACUGACAACAUGUUUUGUGCUGGUCGUCCUGACUGGAGCCAAGAUGCCUGUGAGGGAGACUCAGGAGGGCCUCUGGUGUGUGAGGUCGACAACAGGCUCUUCCAGUUUGGAGUUAUCAGCUGGGGUGACGGCUGCGCAAAGGAGUUUCGACCCGGUGUUUACACCAGAGUGACCAAUUAUAACAGAUGGAUUGACGAAAAGACCAAUCUGUCCAUCACUGCUGGAGCCAUGUUCCCUCAGAAGUGAGACUGUUAGCUGAGGACACAAACUGUGGCUGGAACAACUAACUGCAGCACCAAUGUGUAUUAAUCCUCUACUGAAAAUAGUCCAUGACAAGUAGUUCCUCCUGUUUGAGUAACAUUUUAUUAAAAAGAACAGUGCCCAGCUGUUUAAGAAGAUUUCUGAGCUUAAAAUCAAAACUCUAUAUUUGUGAGCAGUUUUAUGAAAAUCCUCACAUGAAGCAGUGGGCCUGGACCCGAGAACCGCAGACAGGUUAAGGAAGUCAGAAAGUAUGAGAGUCAGACUAACACAUUGUGGUUUUGGUCUUUUUAGGGAUCUGUAGAUGAUCAGAAAAAUAUUGAAUAUUAUAUAAGGAUGAGUGGUUUUAUUUUACAACAUUUGCUACAUGUCAUGUAUAAUUUACAUGACAGAAAUAAAUGGAAACCCAUGGCCACCUAGAAUGGAGCACUAAUAUCAUGUACAACAUGCAUCUGAAAAUGGUUCGCAAAAUAUAAAGGGGACACGAUUGGUGUUUUCUUUUUUUUUUUUUUUUUAAGUCCUUUAACCUAUUUUUCAAGCUUUUUUUUAUUUAUUGUUUUGUUUGGUAAAGAAAUUUAAUAUCACACAUACAGUAUAAUG
Molecule: messenger RNA, 2109 nt
Organism: Lates calcarifer (barramundi perch)
Lineage: Eukaryota; Metazoa; Chordata; Actinopteri; Centropomidae
Gene: plaub
Product: plasminogen activator, urokinase b
Exons: 11
Coding region: 61-1497 (478 amino acids)
Biological process (GO): regulation of cell adhesion mediated by integrin; plasminogen activation
Molecular function (GO): serine-type endopeptidase activity
Source: RefSeq, a predicted model, not a curated record